Messenger RNA from Drosophila hydei, 3791 nucleotides. It is a transcript of the gene sgg, whose product is annotated as protein kinase shaggy. The record is from RefSeq and is a predicted model, not a curated record. Gene Ontology annotation, biological process: signal transduction; negative regulation of canonical Wnt signaling pathway; protein phosphorylation. NCBI's taxonomy places the organism in Eukaryota, Metazoa, Arthropoda, Insecta, Diptera, Drosophilidae. The transcript has 10 exons. Gene Ontology annotation, molecular function: ATP binding; protein serine/threonine kinase activity. The coding region runs from base 194 to 3598 and encodes 1134 amino acids. Gene Ontology annotation, cellular component: cytoplasm; nucleus; cytosol.
GCAAUGUGACUCUGAUGCAACAAAGUUGUCAGUGCGUAGAAGAAAUUCAAACAAAUAGUGAAGGAACCUAAGUGAAAGAGAAUAGAAGAAGCAGAACUAGACAGCACAAUACAUAUUUAUUUUUCUGUAUGUGAGAAAGACUUUGAUUAAGAGAAUAAAACACAAAUAUAUAAUAGCAGACAUUGAAAACCUGAUGGCAACAACAGCAACAAAAGCCGCAGCAGCAGCGCCAACCGCCAAUGCGGUGCUCGCCAACACCAGCAGCAGCAGCAACAGCAGCAACAACAACACUAUUAACAAUAUUAUUAGUGCACCUAUUAAAAUUCCGCUGAGCGAACGAUUCUUAACUCAAACGUCGACUGGCUCAGCGGACAGCGGUGUCAUCGUGACGAGCGCUUCACAGAAGCAGCUCUGCAGCGGCUCGCAGGCGACGCUGCUGCAGUUGCAACAGCUGCCGGUGCGCAGCAGCAGCGGCUCACUCAGUCUGCACGGUUCGCAGCCGAAAUGGCAACGGCAACAACACCACCACCAGCAGCAGCAUACACAACAGCAGCAGCAGGCUCAACAGCAGCAACAACAGCUGUUGCUUAGCCAGGACAGCGGCAUCGAGCAGCGCGUCGGCGAGCGCAACUCGAGCGGCGCGGGCGGCGGCCAGUCAAACAGCAGCAGUGAAUCGCUGGGCAGCAGCAGCGGCAAUGAGCAGCUACAGGUAGCAGCUGCUGCCGGACGUACACGUGCCGCAUCGGCGCUUGAAUUAAGCCAUGUUGGCGUCGGCGUCGGCGUCGGUGGUGGUGUUGGCGUUGGCGGCAGCAAUGCGCUGCGUCGCAUUAAAUACAAAAGCACGAACAGCACACAAGGCUUCGAUGUGGAGGAUCGCAUCGAGGAGGUGGACAUCGGUGAUGAUCGUGACGAUGAGCACGAUCUGGAGGAGGUGGAGGAUGACGAUGAGGACGAUGGCGUUGCUGUCGAUGGGGAUGAAGAUGAUACACAGUCGGGCAUCAUUAUCAAUAUCGGCGCUCACGAGGAUGAGGAGCAGCAGCGUCUGAAGGCCGAGAUAGCGGCCAAAGUGAAGGCCGAGGAGGAGCUUCCGCUAGAGUUGGCGCCCUUAACAGUUGCUGCAGCCGCGGCCAAGAGACGAGAUGCCCGCAGUCUUGGCACAGAUGGCCGCAUCUUUUUCCCGCUGCUCAAGAUCAAUGAGGAUCCGCAUAUUGAUGCUAAGCUGAUCAAUCGCAAGGAUGGCCUGCAGGACACCAUGUACUAUCUGGACGAAUUCGGCAGUCCGAAACUGCGUGAGAAGUUUGCACGCAAACAGAAACAGCGCCAGGCCAAACAGCAAAAGGCGAUCCUCAAGCGGGAGCGCGAGGAGCAGCGCAAAAAGCGUAACACAACGGUGGCCUCCAACUUGGCGGCCAGCGGCCUUGACACCAAAGACCACACAACAACAACAACCAACCACUGUGAUAGAAAUCGUCUGACGAUUAACAAACAGAUGUCCGAUCCCCAUCCGGAUAGCAAUGAUCAUGCCCAUGCCCAUGCCGAUGAUGAUGACGAUGAUACUGAAGUUGAAAUGGUCAAGAUGCGCGUACGCAGUCAUAGCCAUGAUAAUCAUUAUGAUGCCAACAUCAGCAACAACAUGAAGUCAAUUGGAUCAGCAGAUGAUGCCGGUUACGGGGAUGAGGACGAUGAUGAGAUUGAGACCGGUGCCGAGGCCGAAACAGCGCUCCACCAUGAUGAUGGCAACGAUUGCCUCGAGAGUGUAAAGACUGUAAAACUGGCUAGAACACAAUCCUGCGUUAGUUGGACCAAAGUGGUUCAAAAGUUUAAGCACAUACUAGGCAUGAAACAAUUGAUCGGAAAAUUGAAUGAUUUGUGGCCCGAGCACAGCGUCGCAUUGUCCAUUCCAAAGGAGGUCGAUAGAAGCAAGGAGAAACUCGAGGGCGCCUGGGAGACAAUAGGUCGCGAUGGUUCCAAAAUUACAACAGUUGUUGCAACGCCUGGCCAGGGCACCGAUCGGGUUCAAGAAGUUUCCUAUACAGAUACAAAAGUCAUCGGAAAUGGCAGCUUUGGCGUCGUCUUUCAGGCGAAACUCUGCGAUACCGGCGAAUUGGUUGCAAUCAAAAAAGUUUUACAAGACAGACGAUUUAAGAAUCGUGAAUUGCAAAUAAUGCGCAGAUUGGAGCAUUGUAAUAUCGUUAAACUUUUAUACUUUUUCUAUUCGAGUGGUGAAAAGCGCGAUGAAGUAUUUUUGAAUUUAGUCCUCGAAUAUAUACCAGAAACUGUAUACAAAGUGGCACGUCAGUAUGCCAAAACCAAGCAAACGAUACCAAUCAACUUUAUUCGGCUCUAUAUGUAUCAAUUGUUCAGAAGUUUGGCAUACAUCCAUUCGCUAGGCAUUUGCCAUCGUGAUAUCAAGCCGCAGAAUCUGCUGCUCGACCCGGAAACGGCCGUACUCAAAUUGUGCGAUUUCGGCAGCGCCAAGCAGCUGCUGCACGGCGAGCCGAAUGUUUCGUACAUUUGCUCCCGGUAUUAUCGGGCACCAGAGCUCAUAUUUGGCGCCAUCAACUAUACAACUAAAAUCGACGUAUGGAGCGCUGGUUGCGUACUGGCCGAACUCUUGCUGGGACAGCCCAUAUUUCCCGGUGAUUCUGGUGUUGAUCAGUUGGUUGAGGUGAUCAAGGUUUUGGGCACACCGACAAGAGAACAAAUACGGGAAAUGAAUCCAAACUAUACGGAAUUCAAAUUUCCGCAGAUUAAAAGUCAUCCAUGGCAGAAAGUUUUCCGUAUACGCACUCCGACAGAAGCUAUCAACUUGGUGUCGCAGCUGCUCGAGUACACGCCCAGCGCCCGCAUUACACCGCUGAAGGCUUGUGCACAUCCGUUCUUUGAUGAACUGCGUAUGGAGGGCAAUCUCACCUUGCCCAACGGUCGCGAAAUGCCACCACUUUUCAACUUCACAGAGCAUGAACUCUCGAUACAGCCUAGCUUAGUGCCACAGUUGUUGCCAAAGCAUCUGCAGAAUUCAGCACACCCAAGCACUGCUAAUCGCGCCUCAGCUGGUGGUGCAUCAACCACUGCGGCCACUGGAUCAACUAACGUCUCUUCAGCGGGCAGUGGUACGUCCGGUGAUGGUGCCGUUCAGUCACAGCAACAGCAUCAGCAACAGGCGCCCACAUCAGCAGCAGCAGGAGGCACAGUCGCCGGUGGCGCCGCUAACGUGGGCGGCGUCCAGGGAAAUAAUAGCAGCAGCAACAGUGGCAACGCAACAAACGCCACAACUGUUGCAGGGGCUCCAAAUGCGCAGCAAUCGAAUGCGGCUGCAGCUGGCACUGGUGGCGGCGGUGGCGGUGGCGCAGCAACAGCUGCCACUGCAGCCGGCGCGAUUGCCAACAGCAAUGCUGGCGGCGCUAACAUAACAGGUUCGCAGUCAAACAGCGCCUUGAACAGCAGCGCCAGCGGCAACGGCGACGCUGAGGUUAGCGCUGCAGGCGACGAAGGUGGUGGUGGUAGCGGUAGCAGCAAUGGCAGCGGCAACGGCGGAAACGACGCAGCAGUAGAGCCUGAUCAGGCGUCGGCAGCGUCAGCCGGCACAUCGGGUUAACGCAGCAGCAACAGCAGCAGCGGCGGCGGUGGCGCUCUGUUAAUAUAAAUGUUGUUUACAGUGAACUGUUAUUAACUUUUUUGUUCGCUAGCCUCUUAUGCAAAUGGGGGUUUAAGUAAAUUUAACAACAUUCAAUUUACAACAUCACCCACACACAAACAUGCAUACAUACAUACAUACAUACAUACAUAUA